Molecule: messenger RNA, 2299 nt
Organism: Medioppia subpectinata
Lineage: Eukaryota; Metazoa; Arthropoda; Arachnida; Sarcoptiformes; Oppiidae
Source: the annotation of a GenBank genome assembly
UGUAUAAAGCGAUAGAUUUUUUGUUGAAGUCAAGCGUUGACUUUGAUUAUCGUUAAACACAAUACUAAUGGAUACAAUCGUGGAUCCGAUUCACGACAUUGACAACAAACAAGUGCCUCAGAUAUCAACCGAUGAUAUGAAUCCAGACAAUGACGUGAAUCGCGACCAAAACGAUGUCCAAAACGACUGCAAAACCGAUGAACCGAUUAAAGAAGAAGAAAGCGCUGACCAUCUGUUGAGGUUCUCUCCCAUCGGAUCCACGACACCGGCCGACGAGACCGACGACAAGACAAGUGAAAACGAUGACAAGGAAAACGACGAUCAGGUGGUGUUCAACACUACAACCACAAGACAUCAGUAUUCAAAGGAGGAAUUGAUUGCGAUCUCAAAGCUAAGCACCGCUCGUAUUCGUCCCAAAUGUCUGGACAGUGCUUUCAAUAAGUAUGUCAAAUACCGGGCCUUUUCAUGGGUUUUAUGUUUUGAUACAAUCGUGGAUCCGAUUCACGACAUUGACAACAAACAAGUGCCUCAGAUAUCAACCGAUGAUAUGAAUCCAGACAAUGACGUGAAUCGCGACCAAAACGAUGUCCAAAAUGACUGCAAAACCGAUGAACCGAUUAAAGAAGAAGAAAGCGCUGACCAUCUGUUGAGGUUCUCCCCCAUCGGUUCCACGACACCGGCCGACGAGACCGACGACAAGACCAGUGAAAAUGAUGACAAAGAGAACGACGAUCAGGAUGUGGUCAACACUACAACCAAAUACGCGGACAACGGGUCCACAAGACAUCAGUAUUCAAAGGAGGAAUUGAUUGCGAUCUCAAAGCUAAGCACCGCUCGUAUUCGUCCCAAAUGUCUGGACAGUGCUUUCAAUAAGGCACCGGAGCUGACGCCCACUGAACACCCGAAUCCAAACAAUCGCUACAACGACUCGCGCGCUAACAACUUAUGGGAUCCCGAGAAAUGGAUGUCCAACCGGUCGGCGGCGUCCGGCGGCCCCACAAAUGGUCGUAACAAUCGUCGCGAUGGGAGCGAGAGUUUCCCUAAAAAGACGGCCAACGAGUUGACGGAGAGGGUGAAGGAAGAGGGCAAUGGACUGCUCGGCAACAUUGUGUUGAGUCCCCAACGGAACAGAAAGCGUGUGCCGACGCUCGCCUUGGCAAGCGAUCUUCUGCGCUUGCUAGCCAUGGGUGUUUUGGAUAGUUAUCGCCGAAACAUGGAUCGACCCGAGCGUUACGUCGGUAGCGGACGCAUCCCUGCGAAGGACAGAGACUUCCCGUCGAGUGAUUAUUACGGCGAUAAGGAUAGACGAAGCGGUGGCGCGUUUGACCGCGAAGGCGGCGAUAGACGGUAUGAAAGCCGCGGUAACGACAGAAACUACGAUCGAAACGGCGGUUAUCGACGCGACAGUCGAGACGGCGGUGGACGCAGUGAUCGCGCGGACAUCGACUACAACAACGACCCGCGGAAUAAAUCGGAUCGAUUCAGGAAUCAAAGGAAUAAUGAGCCGCAAAAUAGAGGUUACGGUUAUCGAAACGAACACCGGAACCGAUACGAAGAGGAGACGCCCGAGUGGUUCACAGACGACGAGCCGAUGACAUUCAUGGAUUUGGGCGGCUUUGAGGGCGACGAAAGGGGUAGUGAUAAUCACCGUAAGUCAAGCGAAGGCAAAGCUCAGUCCCCGAGCAAAGAGUCGUCUAUUAAUGAGAAUAAGCCGAAGAAAGUAGAGCCGAGCGCACGGCCGUCGAUGCAGUCAUCGUCUCCCCCCAAACCGUCUUCCGUCGGAGUGACUGACGCGCCGAAGAGUGAACCGCAGACCGCGAGCGACGAGUUUGAUGUGAACGCGAUGUUCAAAAUGGACGACUGGUUCAAAAACGGCCAGAACUCAGAACCGAAAGGAAUCUCAAAUUCUGUGGACAACGCGGAGCCCGUCGAGAGUAAAGGCAAAAGUCGUUUCGACCGAUGGGUCACUAAAGAGGCGCCCAAUAAUCAGAAGAUGUAUAACGAUAUGCCCGCCAACGCUGUCCCCACUCAGCACCAGAUGGAGAGCAAAAUGAUGCCACCGAUGGCCAGACAGACGGGUACUACUGAUCAUUCACCGAAUUCAUAUCAUUCACCCAAUCGUAAUAUCAUUGAUAUGCUUAUGGGCUCAUCUCAAUCACCCACUCAUCACACGGCAGCCAAUCCUCAUAAUCAGAAGUUUGAUCCGAUGUCGCGGCCGGCGACCAAUGCCAUGAAGCCGUCGAAUCCCGUGUCACACACUCCACAAAUGGCCAGACCUGUGACUAAUCAGACACCGAAU